UAGAAGUUCCCUAGCGUGUCCUAGUAGGAAAGCGUGCGGCACUGCUGGACUGCCUUCUGAAGUCAGUCGACUGCCUACCAUCGAACGAUGUACUGGAGUCUGUCGGACACUCGAGCGAAAUUUGUGCGGUUCGCGAUUUAUAUAUCGUAGAUAUAUUCACGUUCGUACAUGAGCGAGAUCCUCGGAGAUUUGUCUAGUUCGUCCUAGAACGGACUGCGGCCUUUAGAAGAGAUUAGCUAGCUGCUUGCUAGUCUGAUAGAGGAUUUGCAAAAUGCAAAAUUGGAACCAAUGGCAGUUGUCAGCCGGCGCUGUUACGACCUCAGUGCCGCAGCCGCCAGUUAAUUACACUGCAGCACCAGGCGCAGAUCCUAUGGCCCUCAUGCAGAGCUAUAUGCAAUAUUAUAAUCAACCAACGCCUAGUGGAUACACACAGGAGCAAUGGGCUGCUGCCCAACAACAAGGUUGGUCUCAGUGGCAACAAUGGCAACAACAGUAUCAACAGUGGCAAGCACAGUAUGGUGAUAAGUAUCAAGAGACGAUGAAACAAUUAUCGACACAGAAUAUGAACUUCACCGGCCAAGCACAACUUCCACCAAAUGUGCAGCUACCGCCUCUUCCUAAAGAGGAUGCACGACCUCCCUUACCACCCGCUACUACAAAUACAUAUCAGUUUGCUAUGCCACCCCCUCACCAAAACAAUCUUCCGUUAUUCCCCGCAAAAGAAUCCGCGAGCAACGUAGUGCCUCAACCAAACGCGACAAAUCACCCUGUAAACCCACCUCUGCCUACGAGUCAGCCACCAUUGCCAUCCGAAAUUGGUGAAAAUAGAGAGAAUAUUUCGGCCGAAAAAUGUGAUAAUAAUGUAAUCAGUGAAUCCAGCGGUGAUAAAAAGUUGAAACCCGAAGAAGACGAGUUGACCGAGGCUGAGAGGACAUUUGAUGAGCAAUUCAAACAGUGGGAAGAGCAGUUUAACAAGUGGAAACAACAGAACGCUAAUCAUCCAGACAAGACGCAAUACAAACAGUAUGAAGCAAAAUGGACAUCGUGGCGCGAGAAGUUGUUAGAACGACGCGAACAGAUGCGUAAAAAACGCGAGCAACAGAAACAAGCCGCCGCAAAAGUCGUGGCCGAAAAGAAUAAGAAUAUAUCUGGCAACGAUAAAAUACUGAACAUAUUAUCGAAUACCGAAAAUCAGGGAUUGAUCAAUAAUCUGUUAGGUAUCGGGAAAACUUUGGGCUUGACUGGAAAGCAGAACGCCGCUGCACCUCUACCACCUCCGCCACCGCCGCCGCCUCCACCGCCAGAAAAUACAAAUUCUAGUAAUCAGCCUACAACUCAAGUGCCGCAGCAAAAUUUGAUGCAGGCAAACAUGACGACGCCUAAUGUUGCUUUACCUUGGCAAAAUCAGCAGCAAUGGGGAAAUCAACAUUAUAAUCCUAGAAUGGAAGUGCCGGGAUAUGGUCCUGGGAUGCCUUCAAUGCCUGUAGCGCCAAUGGUUGGUGUUUCUCCAAAUUUCACACAACCGCCACCAAAUCUACCGCACAACAUCACGCCAAACUUCUCGCAGCCUCCACCGAAUUUCUCUAAUGGUAAUCGACCACCGUUGCAGAAUGUGAGAGCACCAGGUCCGGCGAAUAUAAAAGAUCAACCUUCGUUCGGCUCAACUGACCCUUCAAACACGGAUGCGCGUUUUAUGCCGAACGAUCGAUCGAUUCAUAAUUUUGGCGGGCAGUCCAACUUCCGAAGAGACGAUCAAGAACGACGAGAUACCAGUACCAAUCCAAACUUGAACGAACAGGAUCAAUUUAAACCUACUGAUACUUUUGGCGCGCGAGGCGAUGUCUUUAAUGACAGGGCCGGAGCGCAACGUUUUAGAAAAGACGAUAGAAAUUAUAAUGAUUUCGGAAAUAAUCAAUUGAAUCCGCAGAGUAAUUUCAAUUUGGGUAACGACCGAUUUGGAUCGGCAAACAGCUCUUUCGGGUCGGGGAAUACUCGCUUCGGUGAGGACAACAAUCGAAUGGGUUCGAUGGGAAAUAACAAGUUUCCGUUGGGAAACGAUCGAUUUGGACCAAAUAAUGAUCGAUUUGGUUCAGACCCUAGUCGCUUUGGUAAUGAAUGGAUCGGUCCUGAGAGCGAUCGAUUUAAAUCCGAGGUUGGCCCGCUCGGGAUAGAUAAAAAUCGCCGCGAAACUGGCAAUGACCGAUUCGAUUCAAAAGAUGAACGAUUCGGUCCUGCAAUGGGAAUCGAUCGCUUUGAACCCAAGGAUCGUUUCUUUCCUGGCAACGAUCGUUUUGGACCCAACAGCGAACACUUCCGUCCGAACGAUCGAUUUGGUAGGAAUAAUGCGAAUUUCUUCGAAUCGAAAGACCUCCCUGAUCACAGACGAGAUAACUUUGGCGCUAAUCCUCGGAGUUUCAACAGGAAUCCUCCGUUUAGUCCGUCGAAUGAGCUUCCGCCCGAGUUAAAGAAACUCAUGGAAAAGCGGAAAGCCGCGGGGGAUGUAUUUAGACCCAGUUUCGUUGAUUCUGACAAAUCUAGUACCAUCGGUUCUCUCAGCGAAAGCUUCAAGAAAAUCGCCGGCGAUUCGCCCUUUCGAAGCUCCUUCGAUUUCCAAAAAAAUUUACCAAAUCGUAGCGGUUUAAUGGCUUUUUCAAGUGGACCGUCCAAUUUUCAUCCACAUUCUUCCUCUGAUUCAGGACAAAUUCCUUCACCAAUGUAUGGUUCACGAGGUCACUCUUUCAACAUCGAGUCUCCUUUUAAAGGACCCGUGGACAAUUUUGCCAAACGUAAUAAUCCUAUAGGCAAUGAACGACAAGGAAAAGAUAUGGAGAUAAAGGUUUCUUCGGAUGCCAAUCAACCUCAACCAACCAAUAUUCAGUCUCAAGUUCCUAUUAAACAUUCUGAAAGCAUUGAAACUGCUAAUUCCGACCCUCCAUUGCAAACUGAUGAUAAUGCAAACAAUGCAAAGGUGAUGCAAACCAACGAAGCCGAUAAUUCCAUCAUGCAAAUGGAUCUUGUCGCAGAAGGCAAUUCGAAGAAUGAUAAUUGUGAGGGUGAAUUGAUAAAGAGCGUGGAGGAAGAUAAGGCUUCUGGCAAUGAUUCUUUGCAGCAAGAUGAUAAAACGGAAAGCGACGCUGAAGAAAAGAACAACGAUAGUGACAACAAGAAGUCUGAAAGCUUGCCUUUCAUGGGUGAAAACGAUCCACGACCGGAAGACUUGAAUAUUGAGCCACCGCCAGAGCUGCCGAAUUUGGGUCCUAUCUCCACGGAUUUGAGCCAAAGCGUGCCGCUCGAUCUAAAUGAAAGCCAGAAAGAAUCAACUGACGAUCGGUGCAACGUUCGUUUUGAUCGCAGUUUCGAUUCCAGGGGAAUGGAGUUUAAACCUGACCCGCCGUUCGGUUCCCAGGGCCCGCCGAUGAUCGGAGACAAUCUUGCAUCAUCUCGUACAAUGAUGGGCCCUGCUUCGGGCGCGUUCCAACAGGGUCCUAUGGGCGUACGAUCGGGUUCACCAGAUCCUAACGCACCCAAUGAAUUUAAUUCCAAGCGAUCUAACGAUGAGCAAUAUAAUCGAGAUCGCAAGGAAUCGGCCGAGGGUUUCAACAAGCAGUUCAACCCUCGAGACCUUGCAGACGAGCGAUUUGGUCAAGCCGGCCCGCGACCACAAGGAGGUGGAAAAUUUGGUCCGAGCGAUCGGCAGCUAGGGCCGCGGGGCCCAAUCGAUUCGGCGUUUGCUCCACGGAAUCCCGGGCCGUUCGGGCUGCCGUUCAGGCCUGGGGGCGUUAACGACUGUACGGAUUUCCGAACGAUUCCUGAAAGACCGUUCGGUCCGCGAGGGCCGAACGAUGCCUCGUAUGGACUCAGAAGGCCGAGCGAUGCGACUUUCGAUACUCGACGUGUUGCCGAUGUGCCGUUCGGCCCUCUGGGGCCUAGCAGAUUCGGUAGACCAAACGAGGCGUUUGAUAAAAGACCUCUCUUUGAUAGCGGUGGACCGUUCAAUUUUCCUGGCGAAAGACCUCUAGCUCCACGUAGAUCGAACGAGGGAACGCCGAGUUCUCUUGGCUCCAGUGACGUCCCGCCCUCGAUGUUUGGUCCAAAAGACGCUCUUCAAAGUAAAGCGAAGAGCUUCAACGACAAUCGAUUCGAAUCUCGAGAUUCUAAUGACGGUCUUUGCGGACCGUCAGACUUCAAGGCCCAGGGCCCGGUGGGCAACAUAAGUGCUUCGAAACUGUCGACAGAUCGAACCGAUCCUUUCUACGAUCGCGACGAUUUCGUGCGCAGAAAUGCUUUCGUCAGAAGAGGACAGUUCGAAGACGCUGUCCCCGCUAAGAAGGCCAAGUACGAGGAAAGAUCCAAUCCGGACGAGUUCAAUAAAAGCUACUCGGGUAGAAAUGUUGAUGUAGAAGUGCAAGACAACGCCAGCGAGUACGCUAGACGCAUGCCCGUGUGCGACGCUUAUAAGAAAACGUUAGACGACGUCGGGCACGGUUCACGAUACGGGUUUAACGAUACUUGGAAGGACAAGUUCGGUAAUGACCAAAGGCUCGAUGGGGAUCAACACAAAGCUAUCGACAAAAAUGUUCCGAAUACCUUUGACGAGAGAUCGACGGGCUCAGAGCCGAAAUACGGUUCUAAUUUGUUUACGAAGCAGCCUAAACCGAGGAUCGGAGAAGAAUUCUACGUGCAAAAGCAGUUCAAUUAUAAUCACGGUGAGAUCGAUAAAAAGUACACCGCUGAAGGCUUCGCUCCGACAAAGGUGAUCGAUUACGGACAUGCGUCUCGUUCGUCAAACGUGGAACGGCAACUGUCAUCGCUUUGCUUCGACUACGGUCACGGCGAAUUCAAGCCGACGAUGGACGAUCAACAGCAACAGCAGCACAAUCAUCCGAAGAGAGAUUUCAGGAAUUGGGUGGAAAGCGAGCAGAAUCUAAAAGAAUACACGGAGAAGAUGAGAAAUUACGAAAAUAUGAAAGGCUCUACCGACAAAGCGAGAAGUUAUGAGAAUUAUUACGACGCGCGUAAAUCGGACUAUAAUAUGCGGAAAGAGCAUGAUUGGCAAUCGAAAGACAAAAAAGCCGAGGGAGAGAGAAAGGAAAACGAAGGUCAUAAGGAAAAAGGAUUCAAACCUGAAGAUCGCUUCUUCGAAUGUGAUUUUAGCAAUGAUCAGAAGAACCGCCAAAGUGAUAGAAACCUUCUCAAAGAGCGGACUCAAGAAAUAUGCGACAAUUCCCGAAAGGAAACGAAUAAAGAUAAUGACAAAGAUAACAGAUCGAAAGGAAGUAUUAGCUGGCAAGAGAGUUCGAACAAGAACGUCAUAGACACAAAGUUACAGGAUACCACCAGUCUUUCUUCAGAUACAAAGAAAAAUGUGGAAUCGACUGCGAAAACUUUGGAAUUGGCAAAACUGCCCAACUACACGAUGGUCGAUGACUUAUUGUGCCCACCAGGUCGUCAGAACAGACCACCAAAAAUAGCCGUUAUCCUCAGAGGACCACCUGGUAGUGGCAAAUCUUUUGUUGCUAAACUUAUCAAGGAUAAAGAAGUUGAGCAAGGUGGUUCUGCGCCGAGAAUAUUGAGUCUGGAUGAUUACUUCCUCGUUGAAAAGGAAGUAGAGACUAAAGACGACAAUGGCAAGAAAAUCACAGUUAAGGAAAUGGUGUAUGAAUACGAAGAGGCUAUGGAGCAGAGUUACAUAACAUCGCUUGUUAAAGCUUUCAAAAAAAAUAUAACAGAUGGAUUCUUCAAUUUCAUCAUAUUAGACUGCAUCAAUGAGAAGAUUACGGAUUACGAAGAAAUGUGGAAUUUCGCCAAAUCGAAAGGUUUCAAAGUAUACAUAUGCGAGAUGGAAAUGGAUCUACAGAUAUGCUUGAAGAGAAACAUACAUAAUCGUACCGAGGAUGAAAUUAAUCGGAUUAUAGAUUACUUUGAACCAACGCCUAGUUAUCACCAAAAGCUGGACGUAAACUCGAUGUUACAAGAGCAGGCGAUAGAGGAGGUCGAUAUGGAAGAUAGUCAAGAAAUUCAGGAACAAUCUGCCACACAAAACGAAGAUAGCGAAGACAGCCACGAGGACACUCAGGAUGCUAUUGGUGUCAGCAAAUGGGAGAAGAUGGAAGCUGAAGAUAAAUUAGAUCGACUAGAUGGAUUAGCGAAAAAGAAAAGCGAAACAAAACCGCAAACCAUGGAAGAUUUUCUCCAAGUACCUGAUUAUUACAAUAUGGAAGAUACUUCCGGUAAAAAACGGGUACGUUGGGCUGAUCUGGAAGAACGUAAGGAGCAGGAAAAGAUGCGUGCUGUCGGAUUUGUUGUUGGUCAUACCAAUUGGGAUCGCAUGAUGGAUCCAACAAAAGGCGGAAGCGCUUUGACACGCACAAAGUUUUUCUCGCUGUCGUAGAAAAUGAUAAUUUUAUAUGAGUGUUGAAAAACAAGGAAGUGAAAGAUUCAAGCGAAUAGCGCGUCUCAGUCUUUGUAUCAAAAACGUUCUGAAACUGUAUUAUAAAAACAUAAGUUAUUUCAUUUAGAAAUAAUAUUAAAAGCACAAGAGGAUAUAAAUUACUUAUAAGAGGUUACCUAUCACUUAGAGGUAAGAUUAUGUGAUUAUAUCUAAUAAUAUAAUAUUAUAUAAUUAUAUUAUGAAGUAUAAUUAUAUAAAUGAUAAUUAAGAUAGAUAAACGUUAUGUUUAGAUAUCAUAGAUUUAGUCAUUAUAGGAUUGUAAAUUUUGUACAUAAUAUUGUACGUAGCUAAAUGAAUUUGUAUCAUUUGUAUGAACUAUGUACAUUAAAAAAUAUCAAAUCACGUCAGAUGUCAUUCUGUUAGACACUUAGAUGUGACGCAUUUAAUUAGUAUAACUGAGCUCCGCGACGUUCAUCAAUUCCACGCAAAACAACAUGUAUAUCUACGUACCGGAAAGUGUCUCAUUAAACUUUGUUUCGUCG
Messenger RNA from Ooceraea biroi (clonal raider ant), 6933 nucleotides. RefSeq lists its product as uncharacterized. Gene Ontology annotation, biological process: regulation of telomere maintenance. Gene Ontology annotation, cellular component: nucleus. The record is from RefSeq and is a predicted model, not a curated record. NCBI's taxonomy places the organism in Eukaryota, Metazoa, Arthropoda, Insecta, Hymenoptera, Formicidae.